CCCGGAGCACGCAGCGCAGUGAUCAACAGUGCGCUCUCGUGAGGAGAAGAGAGCCGGUAAUCGGCAUUCUUCAGUGGAGACAUGUACACUGAUCAUCAGGGCACUGAUGAUCAGUGUGCCCUGAUGAUCUGUGUAGUCCCAGCAGCGCCACCUGUCAGUGUCCAUCAGUGCCAGCUCUCAGUGCUAAUCCAUGCCACCUGCCAGUGCCCAUCAGUGCCACAUCAAUGCCACAUAUCAGUGCCCAUCUGAGCUGCCUUUCAGUGUCACCCAUCAGUGCCAGUCAGUGCCACCUAUCAGUGCCAGUCAGUGCCGCUUAUCAGUGCCAGUCAGUGCCGCCUAUCAGUGUGCAUCAGUGCCGGCUAUCAGUGCCCGUCAG
Molecule: messenger RNA, 376 nt
Organism: Staurois parvus
Lineage: Eukaryota; Metazoa; Chordata; Amphibia; Anura; Ranidae
Source: the annotation of a GenBank genome assembly